Messenger RNA from Mesorhabditis belari, 738 nucleotides. Lineage: Eukaryota; Metazoa; Nematoda; Chromadorea; Rhabditida; Rhabditidae. The record is from the annotation of a GenBank genome assembly.
AUGUUGGCUCCAAAAUACGGAAUCUCUGCAUGUGUGAUCUAUAAGAAUUUCUCAACGGUUUUCACAUCAAUUUUAUGCUUUCUUUACAAUAUGAUCGAUUAUCGGAAACAUGUAGAACAUAUGAUGGAUGAUUAUUAUGAAGUACGUCAUUGUCAAAGAUUCAACGAGUAUCGCUAUUAUUCGAUUCAUGACAAAAUACAGCCAAAAGGUGGCAAGAAAUGGACACAUUACAUGUUGAUUCGUGAGCCGAUGGAACGAUUUGUGUCUGGCUUCAUAAAUAAAUGCAUAAAUGAAAAGAGAAAAACAAUGUGUUAUGGAUGUGGAGAUGAUAUGCUGUGCUUAAUGAAAGCUGUUUAUCAGAAACUUCAACUUGUGAGCAAUGGAAAGAAAAACCCAGCUCGAGAUGUUGAGGAAUCACAUUUUAUGCCGCAAUCAUGGAGUUGUCAAUUGAAAGAGAACUUUAAUGACUAUCGAAUCUUCAAAUUCUCACCAUCGAGAACAAAGGAAAUGCUGUAUGAAAUUCUUGAUGAAUUUGAAGGGCAUGGUGUACCAAGAAAUGAAACUGAUUGGAUUAAAGAUCAGGUUUUAUCCGGAAAGAAGACUUUCCACGCCACUUAUGAAAAUCCGAAGCGAAAAGAACUUGUCGAUAAGAUCAAUAACUCAAAAGAUUUAAAGGAAUGGUUGAUUCAAUUGUAUUUUUAUGAUUACAUCCUCUUUCAAUAUCCUCUACCGACAUUU